AUGUCAUGUAGAACACGUAUUUCCUUUUUGACGAGGUCUGCCUUCAACAAUUUUCGGUACCUUUCGUACGCUCAACGUGAAGAGAGGAACGCUUUAUUAAAAGAGAUUUACACUCCUUCCUUUUCACAAUUCGAGAAGGGAUCAAAGGAAUAUUUGAAUCUAUGUAAGUCUGGGAAAGUUUGGGAAAAUUAUUUUCGUCCCUUCGAAUCCAAAUUUCGUGCUAAGGGUCAUGAUUAUGAGUCAAUAAAAGAUUAUGAAAGAAAAUGUGAUUUUUUAGAGGAGAUGUCUAUCAUCAAAGAUACUAUCAACAUUUCAACUAAUGAUCUUUUGCAACGUAUGAUCGUAAGUUUUUCGCAUCAAAGUUGUGCUAUAGAAGGGAAUUCAUUAGGAAUUGAAGAAUCGCAAACAAUUUGGGAAAGAAUGAAUCAAGAUUAUAAUAUUGAUGAUUUGUUGAAAAAUGAAGGUGCACAAUUUCCGAUUCCGGAGUCUCUUCUUGAUAAACCUGAAAGUGAAAUUGAUAUUAUUGAAAUUCGUAAUCACCUGCUUUCAACCUAUUUCUUAUUUAAUAAUACUGAGCUCAAAUCAAAAACAGAAAUAAACAUUGAUAAUAUAAAAAAAAUUCAUUGUAUUCUUUUAAGAGAUAUUCCGCAGGCAAAUUUUAGUGUAUGGGGUAAAAUUCAAAAAGCAGGAAAGUUCCGAACAGUAUCAAUGCAGGCAAUGGGUUAUCAUUUGACAAUAUAUCCGUACGGAGAAGAAAUACCUACGUUGAUGGAAAAAUUUGUACAAUUUUACAAUAAGAACGUCGUCAUCAAUAACGAUCUUGAUGAUGAAAAUUAUAAUAAUCCUCUUAUAAGCUCAUGUCACAUACUUUCGACUUUUCUUCAUAUUCAUCCGUUCUAUGAUGGUAAUGGACGUGUUGGUCGUUCACUCAUGGCAUUAUAUCUUUCACAUGCUGGUUAUCCACCUCCUGUUUUUCAACAACUUGAUCGAAAAGUAUAUUUCGAUGCAUUAUACAAAGCUCAGGCACAAAAGGAUCCGAUUCCGCUAUAUAACCUAAUAAUAGGAACAAUCUAUGAUAUUCUAGCAUUACAUUCAUGUUUCCCUUUAAAAUAG
Molecule: messenger RNA, 1113 nt
Organism: Diversispora eburnea
Lineage: Eukaryota; Fungi; Glomeromycota; Glomeromycetes; Diversisporales; Diversisporaceae
Source: the annotation of a GenBank genome assembly